UUCAAGCAUACCUUCUACAUGCCUGCAACUCCAGCCGAUUAUCCACCUGCAGAUACCACUAGAUCUGCCACUCCUGUCGAUCCAUGCGUGCCUCCAUCGGUAUGCCGGAAAGAACUGACCAUACAUUUGGCUGCCACCCAGCUUGAAUCCAGUGAAGACCCCAAAAAUAUGUCUUUGACGCACAAGUGGGUUCUCGUACUCAUUAUCAGUACCUCUGCUUUGUGCGUGACCUGCAACUCGGGAGUUGCUCCUUUCACGGAGGAAGGAAUACAGCACCAAUUCCACAUCUCUCCCGAGGUAUCCAUCUUGAGCAUCAGUUUAUUCUCUGAAGGCCUUGGUGUUGGUCCUCUUCUGCUCGGCCCACUGUCCGAAUUCUAUGGUCGUAAUAUAGUGUACUGGAUAUCCUAUACCUGCUUUUGGCUUACGACGUUCCCUGUCGCUUUCGCGCCCAACGCUGCUGUUCAUCUACUCUUUCGAUUUUGGAGUGGUUUUGCAGGAUCCGCUCUUUUGACUGUUGCCGGUGGAUCCCUCAGCGACCUCUUUGGCGACUCUUCGCUUGCUACACCAAUGGCUGUCUAUACUCUUUGUCCCUUCAUCGGUCCUGUACUCGGUCCCGCGAUCAGUGGGGCGAUAAACCAGCACCUCAACUGGCACUGGACAUACUAUGUUCAACUCCUAUGGGAAUUGAUCCAGCUUCUAUGCCUUGUCCUUUUCGUGCCCGAAACGCAUGUGCCUACGCUUAUGAAGAGAAAGGCCGCACGAUUGCAAAGACAGGAAGAGAGCGAAGGUUAUACUGGGAAAUUGCAGGGGAUCCAGACGGAGCACUCCGUGAUUCAAGCUGUGCUCCAAAGCUGCAUCAAACCUUUCGAACUGUUACUACAUGAACGAAUGGUUUUACUCUUGGACCUAUGGAAUGCCCUCGUCCUCGGGAUCCUGUAUCUUACAUUCCAAGUCUUUCCCAUCAUUUUCGAAAACGGGCACGGAUACGAUAUGCAAAGCACUAGUUUUACCUUUUUGGCCUUGGGACUGGGCAUGUUGAUCAGUCUCUGCACUCAACCCUGGUGGAACCGACUCGAGGCCCGUAGGUCCGCUCGGCAUGCCGGUGCCGUCGCACCAGAGAGUCUUCUCACCAUGGGUCAGGUCGGGGGGAUCUUGGUGCCUUGCGCGCUACUGGUCAUGGCCCUUACUGCUUCCCCGAAUAUUACGCCAGUCCUGCCGAUUCUAGCUUCGAUCCCUUUCGGCACUGGCAUCGUCUACAUGUUUACUUCCACUUUCACUUAUCUCGUUGCUUCAUAUCGUCACUGCGCAGCGUCCGCGUUGGCGAGCAAUGCGGCGCUCAGACUCACAUUUGCGGCUAUCUUUCCACUGUUUGCGAAGCAGCUGUGUAGCGUGCUCGGGACGGAAGGAGCCUUGGGGCUCCUUGCAGGAUUGACAGCCCUCGCAUGUCCAUUACCAUUCAUAUUUGCGAAAAUGGGGGAACGACUCCGAGCUAAGUCAAAAUUUGCUGUCUCAUAGAGAUUCCCUUGCGACUCCCAGGACAUGGCAGUUCUAAAUGCGUGAUAGAAGAAUAUCCAUAGAAUCCACUCAUGAUCCGGACUUACACUAGUAUGAGCUAUAGAUGUAUUGUAUCGUGAUAUCCCCAGCUCAAGUACUUCCAGCGUCUAUGAUCCUCAUAUAUUGAUUUAUUCCCUGUAACGUGUGCAUCUGCGCGAUCCAG
Gloeophyllum trabeum ATCC 11539 is the source of this 1717-nucleotide messenger RNA. RefSeq names its product MFS general substrate transporter. The record is from RefSeq and is a predicted model, not a curated record. Gene Ontology annotation, molecular function: transmembrane transporter activity. The transcript is spliced from 13 exons. Lineage: Eukaryota; Fungi; Basidiomycota; Agaricomycetes; Gloeophyllales; Gloeophyllaceae. Gene Ontology annotation, biological process: transmembrane transport. Bases 19 to 1515 code for a protein of 498 amino acids.